GAACACAAGUCUAACACAAUGGCCGUCACGUUGUUAUGACAAGAGAUACGUCAGAUUUGUAGUGUUCCUCGAAGCGGCCUGGACCGGCAAUUAUCGUGUCGUUUCACGAUAAUUAUCAAGGAUCGUUUUUUAAUUACUUUAUGCACACGCAGACAAUAAAAAUGCCGGUCCAGAAGGAUUCGAACAUCGUAAAGAUCGCGGUGGAAAUGACCAACCAAAUGCCACAGCUCAUUGAAUUUAAUCAAAAUCACCCGCUUACAGGAAUUAUUCAGGAUCUGUGCAAUGGGUGGGGUCUUUCUGAUCCUGAAUCGUAUUCGUUACAAUUCUCGGAAAAUAACAAUCAAAAUUAUAUCACAGAGAAGAAUCGGAACGAAGUGAAAAAUGGCAGUAUCCUGAGAUUAGAGUUUUCCCCGUCGAAAACAGCCUGUGAUAUUUUAACCAAACUGAACAAUGGGACUACAGAAGAGAAAACUGCCGUUUUGCAAAAAUUAAGCAACCUCAGCACAGAUAUGACGUUCGCGCUAGAAUUCAUUAAUAAGCAAGGAUUGGCUCUAAUUAUUUCUCAGGUCGAGAGUGAAAAGUACAAAGGAAACGCACUUGCGUAUUCGCUUCAAUCUUUCGUGGAACUGAUGGACCACGGAAUUGUUUCAUGGGACAUAUUGGAGACACCGUUCAUUAAUAAAGUGGCAAGCUACGUGAACAAUCAAGCCGUAACCCAGGACACUAAUAUUAUUGAAGCUUCGCUUAGUAUUCUUGAAAAUAUAGUGUUGAAUUCCUCGGGGAAAUAUGGACAAGUUGAGAAAGAAGUAACAUUUCCUAAUUUGGUGAUGCAUUUACAAAGUGCAUGCCCGCAGAUACAACAAAACGCGAUAGCUCUAAUAAAUGCUUUGCUUCUUAAGGCUGAUUUAUCUAAACGAAGAGCAGUUGCAGCAACUCUCCAAUCCAAACAAGUUAGAAAUGUAUUCUUGACGAACAUUAUACAAUCCACUGGUCAAGUUGGUGCGGAAAUGGCACAUCAAUUAUACAUACUGCAAACGCUCAUGUUGAGCCUGUGGGAGCAGAGAAUGAUGACGAAAAUGGACCCGCAAGAUCAAGACGCGCAUGACAAGAUUAAAGAACUUCGAAAAAUUGCUUUUGACACUGAAGGAGCUGUGAGCGGAGAUGUCACCGCUAGGAAACAAGGCCUCUUCGCCAAAGACUAUAAAAAAUUAGGCUUUAAAUACGACAUCAAUCCAGCCCUCGAUUUUACUGAAACACCGCCCGGCAUGCUCGCUUUAGAUUGCAUGGUUUACUUCGCGCGCAAUCACACCGAGGCUUAUACCAAAGUCGUGCUGGAAAACUCUUGUAGAGCGGAUGAACACGAGUGUCCCUUCGGUAGAACCAGCGUGGAACUCGUCAAAUUACUUUGCGAAGUAUUACGUAUUGGAGAAGCGCCUAGUGAACAAGGCCAAUCGUAUCAUCCUAUGUUUUUUACGCACGAUCAUCCGUUCGAAGAAUUCUACUGCGUAUGCAUAGUUCUUUUAAAUAAGACUUGGAAAGAGAUGAGAGCCACUACUGAAGAUUUCGUGAAAGUGUUCUCCGUCGUGCGAGAACAGAUAACUAGGGCACUUCAGUGUAAACCUACGGGAUUGGAUAUGUUCAAAAAUAAAUUGCAACAAUUGACGUAUUCAACGAUCACCAGUUUGUGGCAGCAAGAGAGAACCAGCAGAGAAGAAUGGGAAAGCCAUGCCAGGCCGAUCGUUGAACUUAGAGAACAAAUCACGCCGGAGAUUUUAGAUCUUAUUCAACAGCAACGCUUAGGAUUUUUAGUAGAAGGCACUAGAUUCAUGAAGUACAGCACUAGAGGACAGAGAAUCAAGGAUAAAUUUUGGUAUGUUAGGCUCUCACCUAAUCACAAAGUAUUUCAUUACGGUGACUGUGACGAGAAGUCGGUACCGACGAUAGACGAACUGCCAACGAAACUAGCAGUCCUCGAAAUUCGCGCUUUGCUAACCGGCAGAGACUGUCCUCAUAUGAAAGAUUUGCAAAGACGAAAGACGACGCAUCAAUUAGCGUUCUCCUUAAUUUUAGAUUCUGUCGAAGUAUCGAGUUUAGACUUCGUUGCACCCGAUGAACAAGUCUUUGAUUAUUGGACUGAUGGUAUCAAUGCUCUGCUCGGCAAUAGAAUGGCUAGUAAAGAAGCAGAAAACGACUUGGAGACAUUGCUGUCCAUGGACAUUAAAUUAAGACUUUUAGAUACAGAAGGAAUUGAUAUCCCGCAAGAUCCGCCUGCCAUCCCUGACCCUCCGCCGAAUUACGAUUUUUGCUACGAGCUGAAGUAAGAAUUUCAUUCCGUAUUUAAUAAUUAUCACGGCAAUUUUAUUAAUCGACGACACUUGGACAUGUAUCAAGGUGAGAACAUAGUCUUAUUUAAAGCUUUUUAUAAAACGAGGUCGUUUUUUAGCAGUACCAAAGAUACAUUUUAUAUUUUACAUAUAAAAAUUAUAUAUAACAUUUUAGAAAUAAUUUAUAUAUACAUGUAUCAAUUUUUAACAUUUGCAUAAUAACGUACACAUUUUUAAUCUAACAAUCAUGUAAGGAAUAAAAAUAUUACGUACGAUACCCUUAAUGAUUCUU
This is a messenger RNA of Ceratina calcarata, 2616 nucleotides long. RefSeq names its product engulfment and cell motility Ced-12 (gene Ced-12). The transcript has 6 exons. NCBI's taxonomy places the organism in Eukaryota, Metazoa, Arthropoda, Insecta, Hymenoptera, Apidae. Gene Ontology annotation, cellular component: plasma membrane. The record is from RefSeq and is a predicted model, not a curated record. Bases 141 to 2321 code for a protein of 726 amino acids. Gene Ontology annotation, biological process: actin filament organization; cell motility.